AUGUCUGUUUUUCUAUUAUACUAUCGCUUUCUCUUCAUAUCUAUCUAUCUAUCCUCAUUUUGUUCAUAUCUAUCUAUCUAUCUAUCCUCAUUUUGUUCAUAUCUAUCUAUCUAUCUAUCUAUCUAUCUAUCUAUCUAUCUAUCUGUACAUCCAUCUAUCUCAGAUCUAUCUAUCUAUCUAUCUAUCUAUCUAUCUAUCUAUCUAUCUAUCUAUCUAUCUAUCCUCAUUUUGUUCAUAUCUAUCUAUCUAUCUAUCUAUCUAUCUAUCUAUCUAUCUAUCUAUCCUCAUUUUGUCCAUAUCUAUCUAUCUAUCUAUCUAUCUAUCUAUCUAUCUAUCUAUCUAUCUAUCUAUCCUCAUUUUGUUCAUAUCUAUCUAUCUAUCUAUCUAUCUAUCUAUCUAUCUAUCUAUCUAUAUCUAUCUAUCUAUGUAUCUAUCCUCAUUUUAAUUUCUAUUCAUUGCCUUUUGAAUCUAUCUAUCUAUCUAUCUAUUCAUCUAUCUAUCUAUCUAUCUAUCUAUCAGAUCGUUUCUUUGUCUGCCUGUCACAGUCUUUGCCCAAAAAUGCAGAACUCUGUUGAUCUGUCUGAAUUUGCACGCGAUAUUUUUCCAUAUACAUUUUCUUUUCUGUACCUAAUGAAUCUUUCUCUCUCUCUCUCUCUCUCUCUCUCUCUCUCUCUCUCUCUCUUUCGUCGAAUAAAUGCUCGAUUCUCCAUUAAUCUACUGACUGUUAUGAACGAAACUCUAUGUAGGCAUAUAUGCAAAGAUUUAAACAUGAAUCUAUCUAUCUAUCUAUCUAUCUAUCUAUCUAUCUAUCUAUCUAUCUAUCUCAGUUUAUUCCUAUCUAUAUAUACUUUCCGUACGCUUGUCUAUCCUUUAUCAGUGAGGCAAAUGUAA
Messenger RNA from Acanthosepion pharaonis, 891 nucleotides. The record is from the annotation of a GenBank genome assembly. Lineage: Eukaryota; Metazoa; Mollusca; Cephalopoda; Sepiida; Sepiidae.